Molecule: messenger RNA, 3811 nt
Organism: Panicum hallii
Lineage: Eukaryota; Viridiplantae; Streptophyta; Magnoliopsida; Poales; Poaceae
Product: histone deacetylase 15-like
Exons: 17
Coding region: 1424-3274 (616 amino acids)
Biological process (GO): chromatin organization
Cellular component (GO): histone deacetylase complex
Molecular function (GO): histone deacetylase activity
Source: RefSeq, a predicted model, not a curated record
UCUUCUGCUGUGCGAGACGGAGCACCCCAAACCCUAUUUUAGCUGCGGAUCUGAAUCCAGUUACAAUAUAUACGUACUAACUUCGAUUUCGUUUGCAAGAAUUAUCGGGUGUACAUGUGUACACCCAUGUCCUAUGCUGGUUCCGCCCCUGAUUUCGAUCUGUAGCGCAGCAAAUGCUUAGAGCAAAGGAAAUCUUUCUGAGCACCCUCACUACUAAAACGAAAAUUGUGUUAAAUUUGUUUUCGCAAUCCCUUUUGUUGUUUCCCCAAUAUCUUUUGCUGUCCAUUUCAUAGUACUCUUGCAGUAUCGCUAUGGAAAGCUUAAGAUUCAGUGCUCUACAUCACACAAAAGAUUAUAUUUUGCAUGUGGAGAGUCGCUGAUAUUUCUCUUUAUCUUUUGAGCACAAUAUAUAUAGCUCGAAUCGUUGCUGAUUAUUUGAAAGGAAAAACGAUUUGAAUUUAUCUUGAUAGCAAAGACAAACUUGCAACAUGUCUUGCAUCAGGCCAACAGUCGUAGUAACAGUCAUGGAACGAGUACUGAAUCUGGCCAACAACACACUGCUCUACAUCACACAAAAGAUUAUAUUUUGCAUGUGGAGAGUCGCUGAUAUUUCUCUUUAUCUUUUGAGCACAAUAUAUAUAGCUCGAAUCGUUGCUGAUUAUUUGAAAGGAAAAACGAUUUGAAUUUAUCUUGAUAGCAAAGACAAACUUGCAACAUGUCUUGCAUCAGGCCAACAGUCGUAGUAACAGUCAUGGAACGAGUACUGAAUCUGGCCAACAACACACUGCGUGGAGGCAUCCCAGCUAUGCUCUGCAAUGCAAUCAGUCUCUAGUUCCUUGACAUCUGUUAAACUCGUUAUCUUGAUAAGUUUUUUGGUUGCAAACAAAAUUGAAUGUUGAUUUUUCUACGAUUUGUCAUUUGAAACAACAUUUAUAAGUUACUUGAUAUCAGCAAGAGCUGAUACGUCCUUGGCUGUGGUAGCAGAUUAACAGACAUGGUUUUACGGUAGCUAUAUCCAAUAUUUUCAAGAGGGACUUGGUCCCCGUAACAUUUCUGUUAAUCUACGACUGUUGGCCUGUUGCAAGACAUGAAGGAGUUAGUUAAUGAUACUUAAGGACGUAUGUAUUUAUUUUUUUCCUUCGAUCGAUAUCCACGGGCCAUGGAUUGAUCACAAGCUGAAACUUUAGAGCUCUAAUUUCCAUUGCAGUUGGAAUGUGUGUUUAUUUUUUGCAAUGCUAUAGUUAUAAUUAAAUGAUCUACAAUUAGUUUGCAACUGGAAGUUUGAACUUCCAAACAAAAUUGAAUGUUGAUUUUUCUAUGAUUUGUCAUUUCAAUUUCAGUUUCACUGCAUCUUUUGUGGCCUGUGAUGCUGAUUGUGUCAUUUCAAUUAUCUUUUGAUGAGGCUAUGCGGCAAAAUUUGUAGAUGAGAGGCAGAUUUGAGACUUGUACUGGAUACUUCCUUAUGGCAUCUGAUAUGCAACCACUUAGUGGCCAUGAGAUACCCUCCUGUGCUGUGGAGAACUGUGGAGUUUUUGAUCAUGCAUGUCAUGGCAAAUGCCAAAGCUGUGAUAGUGAUGUAAAACCAUCUUGUGGUGAAGUGAAUGGAAUUUCCUCGUUGAUUGGUAGUCAUACUGAUGGGAAGGCUUCAAAAGAGAACUGUGGAGCAUGCACUUUUACUUAUGAUUGUGCUGAUCUUGAUGGCUGUUUGAUUGCCACAAAUGGAAGUUGCAUGGCUGUUGAUGAGCUAACGCAAGAGUUUGAGAGAGAACAAGCUGGGGCUACACUGGAGGAUCUGGUUUUCUCUAACGAUGAAGAGGACGAUGACAGUGAUUGGGACCCUGCUAGUAGCCUUGUUACGAAUAGGUGGUUUUGCUUGAAUUGCACAAUGCCAAAUGUGGACGUGGUUAUGUAUUGCCUGAAUUGCCAUGAGCUUAAGGGAUCAGGUGUAGAUGGAUAUGAUGCUUUCAAGACUCAAAUUGCAGAGGCAGCUUUGGUAUCUCCUGACACAGAAUUGCCGGCGGUGUCUACAGCGAUUGGUUUUGAUGAAAGAAUGCUGCUCCACAGUGAGCUAGAAGUUAAACCAAAUCCACAUCCAGAAAGACCGGACCGCCUUCGUGCAAUUGCUGCCAGUCUUUCUGCUGCAGGAAUCUUUCCCUCAAAAUGUGCUUUGGUACCCCCUCGGGAAAUUACCAAGGAGGAACUCCUAAUGGUUCAUACUCCAGACCACAUUGAAAGUGUUGAGCAGACAAAGAACAUGCUUUACAGUUACUUCACUUCAGAUACUUAUGCAAAUGGACACUCAGCAUGUGCCGCCAAACUUGCAGCAGGACUCUGUGCUGAUCUUGCUAGUUUGAUAGUAUCUGGGCGUGUUCAAAAUGGCUUUGCAAUGGUGAGACCUCCUGGACAUCAUGCAGGGGUGAAGCAAGCAAUGGGUUUUUGUCUUCACAACAAUGCAGCAGUGGCUGCGUUAGCUGCAAAAAGAGCAGGUGCCAAGAAAGUCCUCAUAGUUGACUGGGAUGUGCACCAUGGAAAUGGCACACAAGAGAUAUUCGAAGGGGACAAAUCUGUCUUGUACGUAUCAUUACAUCGUCAUGAGUAUGGAAACUUCUACCCUGGAACUGGAGCAGCACAUGAGGUUGGAAUUCUUGAUGGUCAAGGCUUUUCAGUUAAUAUACCUUGGAGCCGUGGCGGUGUUGGAGACAAUGACUACAUCUUUGCUUUUAAGACUGUGGUGCUUCCAAUAGCUGCAGAAUUUGCCCCAGACAUCACAAUAAUAUCUGCAGGAUUCGAUGCAGCUAGAGGUGACCCUCUGGGUUGUUGUGAUGUCACUCCGAUAGGAUACUCUAUAAUGACAUCCUUGUUAACUGCGUGCUCAGGGGGAAGAUUGUUGGUGAUACUCGAGGGAGGAUACAAUCUUCGGUCGAUAUCCUCAUCAGCUACUGAAGUUGUUAAGGUCUUAGUUGGGGACGGUUCAAGUUUUGAUGUUGCAACUGCACCAUCAAAAGAGGGCUUGGAGACUGUUUUACAAGUCCUGAAGAUUCAGCAACAAUUUUGGCCAAUUUUAGGUCCAGCCUAUGCAUCACUGCAGGCACAACAGGGGUCGGUUUUUUCCAAAUCUACUAACAAGAAAAGGAAGCAUUCAGGAGUUCCAGGGCCCUUCUGGUGGAAGUUUGGAAGCAAAAGGUUACUGUACAAAGCACUCUAUGAGGGGCCCCUUCUGAGGAAGAUCAAGGGCUUUAGACAAGGAAAAGUGAUUGAUUCGGCAGAGCCUUAGAUGAUACUGGACAUGAACAGCAUAGUUGUCUGACUGGGGUUCCGAAAGCGGCAGUUUGCAUUUACCUAGAGCCAAGUUUUGACUGGUUUCUUGAAUGGUGGUCGACCGUUCUAGAUGAAGUUUGACAGCAACCCCGUUUUGUUGACGUGUGGUGUUUCAGCCGAUGUAUCAUCUUACCCUGUUUUUUGGCUGGUUCGUACCAUACUAGAUUUUAGCCUCCAGGCUCCAGCUUUAGCAACAUAGCCUGAUUGGAGUUUGCGUUCCCGUUGGGCUAUUAGAAUGCCAUUGAUGCAUGUAGCAGAUCCUCUAUUGGAAUACCUUGAAGAUUUUGAAUGGCAUCUCAGUAUUUAGCUCCUGUCAUUGCAUACCUUGAAGAUUUUGAAUGCCAUUGAUGCGGAUUUUAUUGUGCGACUGUUGUCUGAUGCGCAUUUGUUGCUGUGCGGGGACACCUUUGAAGUGUACAUAAUGGCAUGGGAUCUUCAUGUACGAAACGUGAUGCUAACUGUGUUGUUUUAAGGAAAUUGAUUAUCUGCUGCA